Molecule: messenger RNA, 1110 nt
Organism: Dama dama (fallow deer)
Lineage: Eukaryota; Metazoa; Chordata; Mammalia; Artiodactyla; Cervidae
Product: melanoma-associated antigen 8-like
Exons: 3
Coding region: 1-1110 (369 amino acids)
Biological process (GO): negative regulation of transcription by RNA polymerase II
Cellular component (GO): nucleus
Source: RefSeq, a predicted model, not a curated record
AUGAGUGAGCUGAGCAAGCCCGAGGAAGACCUUCAGGACCCAGGCGAGGCCCAGGGCCCGGUGGAGGUGCGGCUCUUGGAGGCUGAGGUGGGGGAAGCUGCAUCCCCCUCAGCCUCCUCCCCCACAGUGUCCUCCUCAGCCCCUGGGGAGGCCUUGCCCCAGGAAGCUCUGAAGGAGAUGAUAACUAACCUGAUGAACUUCCUGCUCCUCAAGUAUCGAGCCAAGGAGUGGACCUCCCAGGCAGAAAUGCUGGAGACGGUCCUCAAGGAUAACCAGGAGCACUUCCGGGUGGUCUUCAGACAAGCCUCGGAGUGCCUGCAGCUGGUCUUUGGCGUGGAGGUGACGGUGGUAUACCCCAGGGCGGACACCUACGCUAUGAUCCCUGCCCUGGGCCUCACCUGUGAUGCGAUGCAGAGCGGUGAGCAGGGCCUGCCCAAGGCCGGCCUCCUGGUGCUGGUCCUCAGUGUGAUCAUGAGGAAUGGAGACCCCACCCCUGAGGAGGUGGUCUGGGGAGCACUCAGCAGGAUGGGGGUGUGUGUUGGGAGGGAGCACUCCAUCUUUGGGGAGCCCAAGGAGCUGCUGACCCAAGUGUGGGUGCAGGAGGGAUACCUGGAGUACCGGCAGGUGCCUAACAGUGACCCUGCUCACUACAAGUUCCUGUGGGGUCCCCGGGCCUAUGCAGAGACCAGCAAACAGAAAGUCAUGGCAUUUGUGCUCAGGGUCAGACAAAGGGCUUGGAGGUCCUUCGUGCUCCAGUUUGCAGAGGCUGCGAGGGAGGAGAAAGGACAAGGAGCACCCCCUCUCCCCCGUAACCUGGCCUUGGGAUUUGUCCUGCUGCCCCCCACUCAGAGCCGCUUAGGCCCUGGUCCUGAUGACUUCAUGUGUGUAUCUUUAUCUGGAAGUCCCAAGACUGGGGUCCUGGUACAGGAGGCCGAGUUCCUGACAUCCGGGUCUCAGACUGGGGUCCUGGUACAGGAGGCCGAGUUCCUGACAUCCGGGUCUCAGACUGGGGUCCUGGUACAGGAGGCUGAGUUCCUGACAUCCGGGUCUCAGACUGGGGUCCUAGUACAGUGGGCAGACUUCCUGACAUCUGGGUCUCAGAGAGACUGA